CAGCUGUGGCUGUCUCCGUCCAGUGCCCCUGAGGCGCUCAGCUGCCGGCCCCUGAAGCCGCGCCAUGAGCGACCGAGCCGGCCGCAGGAGGACAAUGAAGAAGGACGAUGAGGGCCUGGACCUCUCCAUCCCCUUCGACGAGACGCCGCACCUGGACCCGCAGAUCUUCUACAGCCUGAGCCCCUCGCGGGCAGCCUUCGAGGAGCCCGCGGAGCCCGCGUCCCCGUCGCCGGCGGUGGCGCUGAUGGCCGGCGUCCGGGCGCAGCUGCACAUGGCGCUGGAGCGCAACUCCUGGCUGCAGAAGCGCAUCGAGGACCUGGAGGAGGAGCGGGACUUCCUGCGCUGCCAGCUGGACAAGUUCAUCUCCUCGGCGCGCCCCGAGGCCGAGGACCACUGCCGGGUGAAGCUUGGGCCCCGCCGGGUCGAGGGGGACGGCCGGGGCGGCCCUGGGGUCGAGGCCUCAGACCCCGAGUCCGCAGCCUCCUCGCUCAGCGUGGCGUCUGAAGAAGGCAGCAACGGCGAGAGGAAGAGGCCGAGGCAGAAGGGGGGCGCCGGCAGGCGGCGUUUCGGGAAGCCCAAGGCUCGGGAGAGGCAGCGGGUGAAGGACGCGGACGGCGUCCUCUGCCGCUACAAGAAGAUCCUGGGCACCUUCCAGAAGCUCAAGAGCAUGUCGCGGGCCUUCGAGCACCACCGCGUGGACCGCAACACGGUGGCGCUGACCACGCCCAUCGCCGAGCUGCUCAUCGUGGCCCCCGAGAAGCUGGCGGAGGUGGGCGAGUUCGACCCCUCCAAGGAGCGCCUGCUCGAGUACUCGCGCCGCUGCUUCCUGGCGCUGGACGACGAGACGCUCAAGAAGGUGCAGGCGCUCAAGAAGAGCAAGCUGCUGCUGCCCAUCACCUACCGCUUCAAGCGGUGAGGCGCCGCCGCGCCCUCGCCGAGGCAGAACUACUCGGCGAAUCUAAAUUAAAGAGACGGUGACAUUUG
This is a messenger RNA of Condylura cristata (star-nosed mole), 984 nucleotides long. It is a transcript of the gene CCDC106, whose product is annotated as coiled-coil domain containing 106. Gene Ontology annotation, cellular component: nucleoplasm. NCBI's taxonomy places the organism in Eukaryota, Metazoa, Chordata, Mammalia, Eulipotyphla, Talpidae. The transcript has 5 exons. The record is from RefSeq and is a predicted model, not a curated record. Bases 65 to 916 code for a protein of 283 amino acids.